Molecule: messenger RNA, 1116 nt
Organism: Microthlaspi erraticum
Lineage: Eukaryota; Viridiplantae; Streptophyta; Magnoliopsida; Brassicales; Brassicaceae
Source: the annotation of a GenBank genome assembly
AUGGAAUCCUUCACAGAGGAUCUAUGGGAGAUGAUACUAGCGAGGUUGCCGCUAAAGAGCAUGACGAGUUCCAAAUUGGUUUGCAAGCAAUGGAAAGCGAUCGUGGAAUCGCCGUUGCUCCGCAAGAUUUUCGAUUCUCACCAUCAAAACUCGCAGUCCUCGUGGUCGCUCAUGGACAGAGAACAUGAAGUCAUGGCUCACUACGGAUGCGAGAUCUGGGGACUUUCACGAUCUUUGGGUUCUUACAUCUCUUUCCUAAACGAAAAAUUCGAGACAGAGAAGGUUAGAUACGUGUCUUACACGGAAGUCGGAUUGAUGUUGAUUGGAAUGCCCGCUUUCUCCUACUAUGUGGCUAAUCCGAUUUCAAGACAAUGUGUUGAACUACCUCCUAUUCCUCUUAGUCUAGAGGUUCAUUUUUUCGGUGUCUCUGGACUCGUCACACGAAUUGAAAACGGCUUACUUUUAGGUUACAAAGUUGUUCUGGUGAGGACAAGAUGUAUCAGAUCUAACGUUUCCAUAGAUGUAUUAAUCUAUUCAUCUGAGGCAGGCUUGUGGAGUUUCAAGACUAUCCACUACUCAGCUCUUCCUGUUAGCUUGAAAGGAAAGCUUUACUGGCGCGGAAUGUGCUUAGACGGUAAAGAAGCUGUUGUAUCACAUGAUUUCUAUGCGGAAUCUGAACAAUGCCUAAUUAUACAUUUCCCUGACUCCGAAAAAAACCCUUAUUUCAGAAGAGCUGUCACAGCUUCUCAAGGGUUUAUCAUGUAUAUAAACUCAUACAAAGAUGAUUUGAGUUUACGUGUAUGGAGGCUAAAGAGCGGGGAGUGGCAAAUAGUGUCAGAGAUAUUACUGGAGACCGCUUUCGACUGCAUUCUGCUUGGAAUGAACCCUUUUGAUGCUAAUAAAAUGUACUUCAAGAGCGAUGUGCAUACCUGUUUGACAUUUACUAACUUGCUCCACAAGGGAGCCAAGUUUGGGCUUAAGGAACGUAGCAGCUUCGGUCACACUCUGAGUUUUGAGGGAGUAUUGGUCCCCCAGAAGAUUGAACGCCUCUAUUCAAAUUAUUCCACGUUUUUUCUCCCGCGUUGGCUGUAUCGGAUCCCUUCCCCACCAUCUUGA